Messenger RNA from Saccharomyces kudriavzevii IFO 1802, 1134 nucleotides. It is a transcript of the gene RIM2, whose product is annotated as Rim2p. Gene Ontology annotation, biological process: pyrimidine nucleotide import into mitochondrion. Gene Ontology annotation, molecular function: pyrimidine nucleotide transmembrane transporter activity. The coding region runs from base 1 to 1134 and encodes 377 amino acids. NCBI's taxonomy places the organism in Eukaryota, Fungi, Ascomycota, Saccharomycetes, Saccharomycetales, Saccharomycetaceae. The transcript has a single exon. The record is from RefSeq and is a predicted model, not a curated record. Gene Ontology annotation, cellular component: mitochondrion.
AUGCCCAAAAAAUCCAUUGAAGAAUGGGAAGAAGAUGCCAUUGAAUCAGUCCCUUAUUUGGCAAGUGAUGAAAGGGGCUCUAAUUAUAAGGGAGCCACACAAAUCCCGUUAGAUUCAACGCAGUCUGAAAUUGAAAAUCAUCCAACAAUAAAACCGUGGGUACAUUUCGUUGCUGGUGGUAUUGGGGGGAUGGCAGGGGCUGUGGUCACAUGCCCUUUUGAUUUGGUGAAAACUCGAUUACAAAGUGAUAUAUUUUUAAAAGCGUACAAAUCGCAGGCCGGUAAUAUAAGUAAAGCGUCUACUCGUCCGAAGAGUAUUAAUUAUGUCAUUCAAGCCGGGACUCACUUCAAGGAAACAUUAGGAAUUAUAGGCAAUGUUUAUAAGCAGGAAGGAUUUAGAAGCCUGUUCAAAGGUUUGGGUCCUAAUUUGGUUGGGGUUAUUCCGGCGAGAAGUAUCAAUUUCUUUACUUAUGGUACAACUAAAGAUAUGUAUGCUAAAGCAUUCAAUAAUGGCCUCGAAACCCCUAUGGUUCAUUUGAUGGCUGCUGCAACCGCAGGUUGGGCAACUGCGACGGCAACCAAUCCCAUUUGGUUGAUUAAAACUAGAGUACAACUUGAUAAAGCCGGGAAAACAUCAGUUCGGCAGUAUAAGAACUCAUGGGACUGUUUGAAAAGUGUCAUCAGAAAUGAAGGCUUCACCGGCCUCUAUAAGGGUUUGAGUGCUUCCUAUUUGGGUUCUGUUGAAGGUAUACUUCAGUGGCUAUUAUAUGAACAAAUGAAGCGCUUAAUAAAGGAAAGAUCUAUUGAGAAGUUUGGAUAUCAAGCUGAAGGAGCGAAAAGUAAAUCAGAGAAAAUUAAGGAAUGGUGCCAAAGGUCAGGAAGCGCUGGUCUUGCAAAAUUUGUAGCAAGUAUAGCUACAUAUCCGCACGAGGUUGUGAGGACAAGAUUAAGGCAAACGCCUAAUGAGAACGGUAAACGAAAGUACACAGGUUUAAUUCAAAGUUUCAAAGUCAUAAUCAAAGAGGAGGGACUUUUUUCAAUGUAUAGCGGAUUGACGCCGCACCUAAUGAGAACAGUUCCUAACAGUAUAAUUAUGUUUGGAACAUGGGAAAUUGUUAUAAGGCUAUUAUCUUAG